Messenger RNA from Teleopsis dalmanni, 2677 nucleotides. It is a transcript of the gene Fbw5, whose product is annotated as F-box/WD repeat-containing protein 5. The record is from RefSeq and is a predicted model, not a curated record. Gene Ontology annotation, molecular function: protein binding. The coding region runs from base 370 to 2355 and encodes 661 amino acids. Gene Ontology annotation, cellular component: Cul4-RING E3 ubiquitin ligase complex; SCF ubiquitin ligase complex. Lineage: Eukaryota; Metazoa; Arthropoda; Insecta; Diptera; Diopsidae. The transcript has 9 exons. Gene Ontology annotation, biological process: protein ubiquitination.
UCAGGUGAAAAUAUUUGUUGUUUUGGUACUGUGUUUUGACCAAAGAAACAAUUCCGCAAAUAUGCCAUAAAUAUUUUAAUGGAAAAUUGUGUGCAUUAAAAACCUAAAAAUUACAAUUUAAAAGGCAAAACAAUUUUGCAGAAUCGCGUAUAACAGAAAAAGAUAAACUACAAAUACUGCGAAGAAUAACAACAAAAAUACAGGCAAAAAAAAAAACAACAAAGAAAGUUAUUUUCGUGCAUACAAGUUUUAACAGGUAAGUUUCGAAAGAAAGUGAAAACUUUGGCUGUUUGUUUCUUCAUAAUUACCAUAACACUUUUGGGCAAAAGAAAGAAAAAAUUUUUGAGAAAUUAAAGUAAAAGCGAUAUUAUGACAACAAACACAAGUAGCACAAGUUUGCAAGAAAUGGAUACUAACCCAAUUGCAGAGGAAUUGGAACAGGAUUUCCUAGAAUCCAAAUGGUGGACCAUACCACACCAUAUCUUGCACAGUAUAUUCUAUUCGUUGCCUGUAAAGGAUGUAGUUAGCGCGAGUGGAGUCUGUCGACGUUGGCGUGAAAUUGCAAGCGAUGAGUUAUUGUGGAAAAAGAAAAUGCAUCGUCACUUCAAGAUUGAUCCGACAUUGCCAUUAAAACCAGGAGCUGAAUCGUGGCGUAGUGAAUAUGUGCGACUUGCCUGCGAAAUACCGUUUAUACAAACACAAUCCAUACGUGGACAUGCUCAUCAAGUGCUCCAUGUUAGCUUUUCGCACGAUGGUGAUAUGUUUGCUACGUGCUCCAAAGAUGGUUAUGUUAUAGUUUGGAAUUCGGAUCAUCCAUGUCGUGAAAAGUAUGCACAUAACAUGAAGGAAUUUAAUUGGAAAUAUACACAAUUCUCUCAGUUCAAUCAAAGCGAUACCUUGUUAAUGGUAUCAGGUGUUCACUUUGGUUCACCGCAUAGCACAUCUGGUGAAAUAGCUGUUUUCACUGUUUAUGGUAAAUCGCAUUUGCGUUGUCGUGUUGUUAAUCGACCAUAUGAUAUAUUUGGCACUUGGUUUAGUGAUCAAUAUCUAAUCGCCGGUGAUUUAAUAUGGUUAGCACAUUUGGUUAGCACAUCAAGAUUGCUACUUAAUAAAGCUAAUCAAGAAACUGCUUCGGAACAUGUCCCCAUAACAUGUGAACUAUUCAAAUUUUUAAAUCUCAGUGCAAGUUCCGUUCGUGCGAUUAUGAUUGCAAGAUGUCCAUGGUUAAAUGAUGAAAACGAUCCCUUACCACCAGAAGGUAAACAAUGUAAGGAGUCCGCAACUGAUGAUGAAGUUCCAACAACUAGUAAUGGUGUACAUAACUCUCAAGAACAACCAAAAACAUAUAAAAUAGAGGGCUUACCAGAUGUAGCACAGCAAAGCACAUCAAAUCCUAAUGUAGAUAGUGCAACCAUACGCUAUGCGGAAGCAUAUCUGAAAAAUAUUAAAUUUAAUAAUGACUACGAAUUAACUAGCUCCGAUGACGAUGAUCAAGUAGUAGGAAAUAGUAAUGAUGUGAAUAUUCCCGUGGAAGACAGUGAUAUGGAAAAUGAUAUUGAUUUGCAAGAGCAAACUCAACUAAACCAUGAUGACGAAGAUGACGAUAAUGAGGAUAUGAGCAGUGAUGAAAUGGAAAAUCAUAUACCAAAGUAUCUUAUAUUUUCUAUGGGAUCGAAAACUUACACACCGCAUCAGAUUGGUAUCAAGCGUAUUAGGAAUGUUAAUUUCCCUAAGCGUUUAGAUCCUGGUUUACCCUUAAGGGAACGUUUAGCUGCUAGAAGAGCAGCACAGCGAGAGGUACGCCCUGAACCUGCUAUAUCUGCUGUACAAAAUUUUAAUACACCAGAUAAAAUUAUUGAUCUUCAUGGACAUAUCGUUGGCAUGGCUUUGAGUCCGGAUCACAGAUACUUAUAUGUGAAUACACGUCCUUGGCCUCAAAAUUAUGUUAUAUCUAGUCCAUUGGAACCGCCUCCAAUUGCACAGGAGAUUGACAUACAAGUCAUUGAUUUGAUGACUCUUAAACGUGUAGGAAAUAUGUUACGCUCUCACAAGGCUUAUACACCCAGUACGGAAUCCUUUUUCAUAUUUUUGGAUGUGUGCAAUAAUUAUGUUGCAAGUGGAGCUGAGGAUAUGCAUGCUUAUUUGUGGGAUCGUUACUAUGGUAUAUGUUUGGCCAAAUAUAAACAUAGCGAUGUUGUAAACAGUGUUGGCUUUAAUCCAGCUGAUUCAGAGAUGCUAGUAACAACCAGUGAUGAUUACAAAAUUAAGAUUUGGCGCUCACGAUCGAAGGCUAAACAAUAUAAAUUGAAUUCCUUAAUUCUAAAGAAAGCGAUUGAAGUGAAUAAAGAGUCAUAAAAGUUAAAUACUGACUGCAAAGUGUUAAGAAAAACACUGAAGAAAAACGACAGUCUAUUUCCACCUGAUUUAAAAUUAGUAUAAAAUAUUAUAAUAAAAGUUAUUCAAUAUUUGUAUAAAAUGAAUUAAAAAUUAAUUAUUCGUUCAAGGUGUCCGGGUAUUGUCAUUAGGCAAUACACCCGUGAGUAUGGGUCUAUAACCAUGAAAAUGGAUAUGGAGCCAUGACAGUGACGAAGCUUCAGUUAGUAGUUAACUGCAAGUUUGGACACAUGAAUAAUGUGAUCUAUUAAUUUGGCAUCUGUUAUAUAUAUAUCUUAAUUUA